Amoebophrya sp. A25 is the source of this 9134-nucleotide messenger RNA. NCBI's taxonomy places the organism in Eukaryota, Dinophyceae, Syndiniales, Amoebophryaceae. The record is from the annotation of a GenBank genome assembly.
GGCUUCACUGGGACGACUUAGCACCUCUUUGUUUGUUCUCAUAGGUGGUGUACAUCUUCAAACAAGACUCUACCUGCUCUUAGUUCGUUCUCGUAGUACCAACAUGUACAAAAAGCAAGACUCUUGAGAAGAUAAACACUUGUUUUCUAACACUCUAAGAAAUAAUUCAAGUAAGUGUUAUAUAUUGUAAGAAAGUCAAAGUGCAACAAGAACCAAAGAACUACAACAAGAUGGGUCAAAUGCAAAGUGCUCCUGUGGAGCUGAUACGGGUUCAGAAGCAAAAAGGAGCUAUCGCAAGUGUGGCCGUGGCUGAGAUGCAGGGGUGGAGAGGUACAACCCCUUUCGAAGGCGAAAGCGAGCUUCUUAAUAUUGUUGUUUCAUCUCGUUUUCUUACAGGGCCUCGCUGAUCAUGUUCUCGAUGUUCUAGUACAACAACUUAUUUGCCUACUAGAACGGGCAGGAGCAAAUAAAGUAAUUAUAAGUAGAAGGUGUAAGCCUAAGCAGUAGGCCGAGAAUGUCGAGGUAUUGUUAUUGAUAUUUACAGUAGAAGAUAGAAAUUUCAACUUCUAUGGAUUCAACUUCUUCCACUACCGUCUCAUCAGAUGCCCACGAAGAUGCGCACUUUAUGAGCGAGAUGGAUGGUGGCAACGGUUGGGCAUGUUUUGGCGUAUUAGAUGGACAUGGGGGCUGGCAGACAGCGAGGAAAGCGGCACAAAUCCUACCCCAGCAUAUGAAAAAAGCCAUGAAAGGGAAAAAGGCAACGGAAGGAUUGAGGUUAUGAUGUCUCAUGGAAGUAGUAGAAGUAGGUUGUACUUUAACCAAGUAGUAUUAGGUAUCAAUCACCGUAGUAGGGAUCAGUCACCGUGAAAGUAGGGAUCAAUCGCCAUCGCCUUGCUGAAGCUCAAAUCGCCAGCAUCUUGCUGAGACGUCAGUAGGUAUCACCAUCAUCUUGCUGGUGUUGAAUCAGAAUCAAGGAAAAAGCAAGCUUCGGGUGCACCUUGCUGAAUAAAUUCAAAUCAUUCAUUAACAUUAUCGUGAACCAAGAAGGGCGAGCUACUGGCGCCUCUAAUAAAAGCAAGAAAGAAAUUGGAGGACGCUUUCGAAGAGGUUGAUGAGCUGGUCAAGGAGGUAUAGAAAUUUUACUUCCUCUGACCCACUAAACUAACGUUAACUUGCUUAUGUGAGUUUUGAUUGCGCAAACUACACUGUUUGAUUGUCGUGCUUGUUAUUCAUACUAUUCACUGAAGAUGAUCCAUCUCCAGGCUAGGGCGGAGGACAUACAAGACAUAUCGAUAUCUUCCUUUCGUUACAGACGAGGACAUACACUUACACAACAGGCAUUGCCAGGAGAGCGUGAUACAGGGAGUGGUAGCACCUGUAUCUCAGGAUUGAUCAAGAUGGAUCAGUCCACUCAGAAAUAUUCCUGCUAUCUCGCAAAUUUAUGAGAACCAAUGUAGGUACAACUAGAACUAGUCCUCUGAAACAGUCCUCUGAACAAUGUAGAUUUCAACAUCAAGCGCUGUUCUCUCCGCUUCAAAGCUUAACCAGGUACUAAUUGCUCUUCGUCCUUGCGAUGAUCUUGAUUGUCCUCUAAGAAAAGCGGGAGAUUCACGCGGCAUCAUCGUUCGAAUCGGCGAGGACAAACGUGAUACAACAAAAGCCGCAGCAGCUAAUGUUACGGCUAACAUGUUGAUACUUUUCUUGGGGAUCCAUCUUCAGCGUCAACCUAACAUCUGCUACACGCACACCUACCCUUGCCUUGAGGAUUGACCAGAACAACAAAAUCCUUCAUAAGUAACAAGAAGCUGAAGUAGAACUACCUGCUAAUUAAAGUCUUCUAUAUCCCACGACCACUGGGCACGCUACUACUUCUACUGCACUACUGCUACUGCUACUCCUACUACUAAUAUUACUACUACUCUACUCCUAUUGCCAUACUAAUACUACUACUGCUACUACUACUAGCACGAUAGAGCUACACGAAGAUAGUUGCUCGUUGUAAUAUUCAUGCUGUUCGUAUUAACUUUACAGUUCUUACUGUAGUUACACGCGCCGACCCCUCUUCGUUUAUUUCUUGAAUUCAAAUUCCUUUAUAAUUUACAACAACUUUAACUUUUUCUUUGUUUCUAAUAUCUGAGCAGUUGUGGCAGCAACCUCCGAUGAAAUGAAUGGAGAUAAGGAAGACAAUUCCCCCAGCGCAGACGGAGAAGAACAGGCAAAAACACGAAGACAACAACUUCUGGAAGAAAUGUUAAGAUGGAAGGUCAUGGCGAUGGCUAUCAGGAUAUAAUGAAGAAUACGUAAUGCUAAUGCCAAUCCUAGACUUGGGCGCCCCGUAGAACUCUUCCCACUAGGAUCCCCCACCCCCGGCACGCACUUCCCCAAUUCCGGCCGCGAGCUUCCGCUUCCCUGGCUCCUUCCGUCCCCGCCCGAAAACCGUCCGGCGGCGUUGGUUGGUGGAGCAAGAGUUGGGCGGGGGACGGCGUGCGGCCAUUGAUUAAAAAUGCACUGACCGAAAUCGUUGGCCUGCAGGUUUACCCUUUUUUAUUUGAUAGGCCUGGCCUUCUUUUCUUUGAGUGCAAGUUGCAGCGCUCGAGCAUGCGGCUUUCUUAAAUGAAUCAGCUUCCUUUUGAUGAAGUCAAAAGCUUUGGAUUGGGUUUUUGUAAAUUUCAUUUUUCUUAGAUAAAAUCAAAAAUUUUGGCUUUGACAUCUCAAAUUUGAAACUGUGAGACAUCGAGGCAGCGCUUUCAGUCUGAAGCGUUCAACUUCGAGCAUUUAGCCUUCGGCCUUGGGGCCUGGGCUUUCCGCUUUCAGUCUUGUGGCUCGGCGUAAGUUUUUGGCUGAUAAAGUCAAAAGUUUAUGCCAUUUGUGCAAAGUUUUGAAUUUUAACGCCCGCGACCUAAGUUAAAUCGCGCCGGUCUAUGUUUUGGGAAGUGCUGGGUGCUCGGGUGUUCGUGCGUUCACGUGUUGCGCCUGUUGGUUGAUUAGAAAAGAGAGCAGAAAAAUUUGCUACGGGGGUCGCGUGUUUUUGCUUCGGGUAUGUUGGGUUCGGGGGUUGGCGGGGUCGUUGUUGCUUUUUUUAUUUAGCUCGUUAAUAUUGCUAAUUAGUUAUAAGAGUGAUGGAUCUCCAUCUCCGCGUCAGAAUGAAGAUGGCGAACGCUGUCGCUCUCCACGUGGUGAUCGGACUGAGGAUGCUAACACUGUCGUGUCUGUCAUCUCUCCACCUGCUUGUAAUUCAGAUGAUCCAUAAGAUUCAGCUCAUUUUGUUUUCAAGAGGAUAUCGUGACGAACCCCUUCUAAAACACGAAAAAAACAACGAAGCAGAAGACUCUUGCGUUUCCCUUAGUCUAUCCUCCCAAAGCUUCCAGUCGCAGAUCAAGUGCAGUCAAGGUAUUGAUGUAGUUUUGUAUUAAACCUAGUUGUUCCAGUCACAGAUGAGCAAAUGCAGUCAACAAGGUGAAUGGUUUCUCCUAAGCAGGAGAAGGACUAGUACUAGUACUACAUACACAACAACAUACACUUGCACUUCUUGCAAUGACUAGGACUACUUACAUUUAUUGAAACAUCUCACCAUGAACAUGAUAGCUAAAAACGAGGAUGGCGAUGGAGAGUCACUCACAAAAAAACAUAGCUACCGUCGAUGAUUUCUUUGAUGAAAAAUCUCCGAUCUUGUCAAUGAAUAUUUAUAACUACUCCCAAAAAUACGCAUCUUCAGAUCACAAACCAUCGAAACCGUCGGAGCUGGAACGAAUCCGAAAGGCUGGUGGGUAUGUCUCGGGGAUAGCCGAAACCCCAGGAAUGAUGAUGGCUGAAUGCCCACGAUUAGACUUAUGAAGAUGAUGAAGGCCCCCUAUCAUGUUGUAUUAAUAUCUUCAUGCUUCUUCAAUUUAGAAUAUGAUCAUCUCGUACGUACAACUCAUUGUACUGUUGCAACUUGGCAGUAUCGCGAGGUUUGCUGGAGUUGUUGAUCACUAACGCUACAACGCUUCCUCCAACUGGAGUUGAUCACAGUAACCACGUUUCCUCCGACAAACCUUUACUUUUGCUCUAGCUAAGACUGAUCAUUGGCAAACCUGGUUACUGAUUCUUUAUUCCUUCUAAUCUGCGGCAACUUGGCAGUAUCGCGAGGUUUCGGUGAUUUUCAAUACAAACAGGGUUUGAAGAUUCCAGCAUGUGAACAGAAAGUUUCCUGUCACCCUGAACUUUUUGCGUUGAACGAUCUGCAUAAGGGAGAUUUGGUACCUCCGAAGAUAAACGUGGCUCCCACGAAAUGAAUCACUCGUCACUUCUGCUAUGUCUAUCUUCACAUUAAUUUCAAAGAAGAGUGGAGUACUCGAAAACUGAGUUACUGACGGGAAUAUGUCAUGUCAUGGUACCUCUUGUGUAGCUAUUAGCGUCUACUUACGAGGCCAACCAGUAAUGUAGGAAUAAAACGAGAGGUAGCUGCUUAACAUCAAGGCUACUCUUCCUUCUGAUCAGUCUCUCGCUUAUUUCAAGUAGUGACUCGCUUAUUUCAGUUUAUCGAAUAGCCGAAGGAGAACUACCUGCUACUUAAGAACUAAUCUUUUCUACCCCGCGAAUGGAUGGGUACACUACCACUACUGCUCCAACCCCACGCACUACAGAUGAUCCUAGCAUGUGAUGGCGUGUUUGACGUAAUGAGCAACCAUGAUCUGGUGGAGUUCAUAUUGAAGAAGUAUGAGGCCCUCUCGAGAGCAGACCCCAGUCAGCGUCGUGAGGAUCUACUGGGGAAAAUUUGCAGGAUGGUACUGAAAACUGCUAGUGCUACUAUCUAAUGUAGAUGAAGUAGAAGAUCGAAGUAGUAGUUGUAAUUUAUCUUGUUAUAGUUGCGUCAACAAGCUUGAGGUUGAGCUGCUCGAGUCCACGUGAUAAUUCUAGGUAGGAAUAUGACCACAUCACCAGCCAUACCUGAUCCACCAUCUGCUGUCUACUUCAUGUUCAUGUAAGUAAAACUUCAUUAAAAUUCUCACAAUCCUACAUCAACAACCAGGUUCUCCAAGACUGUCUUACCAGAGAUAGUAAGGACAAUAUGACGAUCCUCAUUGCGCAGAUGUUAAGGCUCAAAAUAUUUCAUUUCUAAGAGUCAUUUUGCUUAGUUUCCUUCUUAGGAAGCUGAGAAAAUGAACCCAAGAACUGAAUCACUUUGGGGAGCUCUAAAGAUGGGUGGACCUACGGAUGCCCACAAUACCACAGAGUCACUGGCUAGCAUCGUGGCAAGGAAAACAGUGGCGGUUGAGAACAAGACUGACCCUUCCGUAGACGAGGACAGUCUUACUACGGAGCCGGAUGCAAGCAGAAUAGCUAACUUAGGAAGAGUUAUAGAUAAUAUUUGCAUACUUAUAGGGUCUAAAUCUAUGUGAGUCGACGUAGUACAAGGAGUACAACAAAGAUGACUUGUUCUGCAAACAACAACAACUACUUAAUUAUAUCGUGGCGGCCCGUGAAAGUAUACAAUUUCAUUUUGAUUUUUAUCGUUUUUACUCGGUAGGACGACGUGUUACUAACCGUCAACAUCGUCCGCCUCCUCCAUCUUGUCUUUCUAAUCCUCGGAACUCCUGCAAGCGCUCCGUCUCCAGGUGAGAAGAGUCAACAAAAAAACGAGCAUUUACCAACCUUCGAACAGGAGGUCAUCUUUGAACCGAAGGAGGGGGAAAUGAAGCUGAGAAAGACCCUCCAGGAUGGACGCAUGCUGGAUAGCUAUCACACCUUUCUAUCCUUUUGCAUAGACGGUGGCGCAGUCAUACCGGAAUCAAUCGCGAAGCAGCUUCGGUUUGGAGGAUUCAAGCCUGACGAUGCUACCAGUCGCGGUCGCAAAGGACGAGGUAGCGAGGAAUUGGAUGUCGAUUGUUCAAGUUAAGCGACUGUUAUUUUCUCUGUGAGGAGUGUUCGUGAGAAGUGUGUACCGUAGAUGACCUACUGGUACUGGGGUUAGAUGUUCAGCGAUCUACUAACUUGCUCUAUGUACUUUCAUAUUUUCCUUGGACCCUGGACCUGGUUCUGAUUAAUUACUGGCAUAGGUAGUCUGACUCUGACAAGUACUAGUAGUACAACGACUUUUCAGCCUGCUUUUACUAGGACGAACGCAAUGAAUGACUGAAAUAGAUUGAUUUUCACUGUUCUCACUGUCUCUGUCAGUCACAGUCUCUGUAGUGCGAGAUCUUGUGCUUCCACCUCUUCCUCUAAGUACCCGACGAUGAUGACGAUUUUCUCAUUGGACGAGCUGGCAGUGGUCUCAAGUACAAUGGAAUGACGCAGAGUUUGCUGCAAGAGAUGUUGAUGGAGCAUAAGCAGUCAGCAUUGCAGAAGGCUGAGACGGCCAGCAACGCCACAACAACCGCUACAAUCACAGAUGACGUGGAUUCGGAAGAGGAAAUGAACAAGGUGGCAGGAGCUAAUGGAGGAACUUAUGCUCUACAGAAUAGUUAGCUACAUGUUCAGAUGGACAUCAAGUAGAAGUAGACGUUGCUGCUCUGCAGGAGGUGGGCAGUAGUACAGAAACAGUAGAUCAUGUCGUCUACGUCUUUCGUCCUACUUAUUCUUCGCUAUAUCUUCUAAAUCCCAGCGACUCCAACGCGAAGUCCUACAGCAGCGAGCACGAAGUCGCACGUGCAUAAGCCGGUCACCCCAGUGGACCACAGUAGUGCCGAGGGACAGAAGGCUCGACUUCAACAGAAACUAGAGCAGAGGAAAGCAAAACAGGCUCAAGAAAGUCUGAAGAAGAGUGUUGUGGAAGACGGCGCGGCUAAGCAUAGUGGUGCUAUUAAGGCUCCUCACAGUCUUUCAUCAUCAUCUUGAGAAACAUGAUCCAUCUUUGGCCACAUCCACUAAGACUAAAAAGGGGGAAAGACGUCAAUAAAGAUGCGUCUCAAGAUGAAGAAAAGUGAGCUCUAAUGCUAAGCCUGGCGUAGCUAGUGGAGCAUCUCCCACGCCAGGAACGACAGGAACGACAGCGAAGGAUAACAAGAUCAAGAAUGGAAGUGGAACCCCAACAACUGCUGCAAUCACAUCACCAACAGCUACGACAACAGAAUCUACAGGAGCAUCCAAGCCUGCAGAGGAGAAAGCUGCGUCAGUUGUCAGCACUACAACGAAAGAGGUGGAUGCGAAUAAAAAUGGGAGUAAGUUAAGGGUUCAGGUUCAUCUUAUUUCUACUGAUAGUUAGUACAUCCCGCCUCACUAAAAACAUCCUACUUCUUGGCCCUUUUAUUUGAAAAAGUAUAGAAGCCAGGCCCAGGAACAUCAAAGGCCGCCUGAGGAAAUCGAAAUCAAUUGUUCCGCUUCCGUAAGAACUUGCUCUAAAUAAGACACCCGAGGAGUCAACACCAGCAUCACCGGCACCAGAGCCCGGCUCAUCGUCUCCUGCUGCUCGAAGGUCAGACCCUGAUUCAACGAACAGCUCCAAGAAGAAGAAGAAAAAGAAGUAAUCUGUUGUUAGAAGAUGAAGACAAUCCGUUCCCACAAUAUAUACGGUUGAUGUUGAAAAUGUUUUCAUGCUGCUCUUGUUCAGCCAGCACGCUUCAGAUAUUAGCUGUCACAUCAAUGCUACUCGUGAUUCAAUCAUUUGAAUUAAAGAUCGAUCUACUAUUUUUCUCUUGUUGAUUCAAUGAAUGCUGCAUCUCAAUCAUCGAUCGACUGCUUACUUAGAUAGACGUAAAAAUACUGAUCAAGUAGAAAAGUGAAAGAUGUGAAGAUAGAAAUUUCAAGCGAUAACUGUCCUGUUCAUGCUCCUGGGACGAGGUGGGUCACUACAUUUUUAUAUUGGAGAUAUGGAGCUACAGCUAGUGCGACUAAAGGUGGGGAAACUGACACGAUGGUCGACUGGUGUGGAAUUAAGAAAAAUGUAUUUGUAUUCCCCUGUCUUUGAAGAUAAGUUUUGUUGAUGGUGGAAGUAGAUUUUUCUUUGCAACAUGAACAUACCACUAGAAAUGCCAUUUGAUAAGCUUCAUAGAAGUGACUUCAUUUCGGUACAGAAGAUGAAGAUGAACAACAAGUCCUCGUUUCGUCUACAUGUAGUCAUCUUUACACUUCUUCACCAGCAUUAAUGAAUGUCUAAUAUUAAUUUCUUUGUCGUCCCAUGUGAAUGUUCUACUUCUACUUCUAGCAGGUACAGGUUGUACGUAGUGCUAAUGUUGAGGCUACCGCUACAACUAGUGAAUCUCAGCGACCCAGCAAAUAAGUUCAUUCUGAAUGUCUUAAAUGCCUUAUGAAUAUUGAUACUUAUCAUGAACGCUUUCCACACCAGGAUAAUUCCUGGUGUGUACCGAAAAUAUUGAAUUCUUCCAGUAUCUACUCCGAAGAUGCCGAUUAUAUAUCUUCUAGAAGAUCUAUUUCAUACAACUACUCUGAUUCCAGACCUGAUUAUGUCGCCCCUACUAAAUUUAAGCAGGACUACGGAGCCGAUCACCGCACCAGAAAGACGAGACCAUCUUUGAUUGAUCUCAUAGAGAGAAAUGAUCAAUCUCGUAUACGAUAGAGUUCAUCACCAACAUCGACUCCCACCUCGUACUCCCACCUCGUCAUGCAACAACAACCAGAACAACAACACAAACGUAGGUUUCUUGAAAAAUGUAGUGCGUCUCUAGCUACUUUAUUGAUAAAAGAAAUGUAGUAGUAGUCUGACUGUGUCGUGUGAGGACAGUGUAGAUUCUUGUGUAUCUCGUCUCUGUAUGUAACCAAGUGGUAAUAUUUUUAUCCUCUUAUUGCUUGAGCAAGAGAAGAAUUGUUCCGAUCACCACGCGCAUUCACCUCAUAAUUCAUCAAUAUUGUCAUCUUCAUUGACAUUUUUCGCGAGAACAAUUAAUGUUAAAGCAAUAUGACGAUGACCACGUAUGACGACCUCCGAGAUGCAUUUGAAAUUUUUUACCUUGCAAACCCAAACUAGCAUUAUUAAUAUCGUAUGAUUGUAAAAAUAUCGCUGUCUACCCUGUAGCCUAAAUCUCCACAAGAAUUUCCGCCACUCUUCUCAUCGUUCACAACAAGUUAUUUUCUAUGAUAACAAGGACGAAAGAAGACGAUCUGGAUCUUCCAGAACCUCCUAGAAACAUACUGAUGGUGAGUGUUGUUCAGUUCCAGCUUCAUCUGGAAAAAAAGAUACGUUGGGUGUGAGUCCAGAU